AUGGAUGUUAGGCGUAAAGAUCUGGAGUUCGAAAUAGGUGAUAAAGUGUUCCUGAAAGUGGCACUGAUGAAGGGUGUCCUGAGAUUCGGGAAGAAGGGUAAGUUAAGUCUACGUAUUGUAGGGCCAUUCGAGAUCUUGGAGCGGGUCGGCUCUGUGGCUUACCGUUUGGCCUUGCCACCAUCUCUCUCCGCGGUCCAUAAUGUAUUUCAUGUCUCCAUGCUGAGGAAGUAUUUAACGGACCUGUCUCAUGUGGUGGACUUUGAGCCCUUGCAGCUGAAUGAAAACUUGAGUUAUGAGGAGAAGCCCGUGUAA
Benincasa hispida (wax gourd) is the source of this 312-nucleotide messenger RNA. RefSeq lists its product as uncharacterized. Lineage: Eukaryota; Viridiplantae; Streptophyta; Magnoliopsida; Cucurbitales; Cucurbitaceae. The record is from RefSeq and is a predicted model, not a curated record.